UGGUUUGUUCACUGGAUCAAGGAGGGAUAGUCGUCAAAAUGUAAAAUGUGCGAGUAAUGCCCGGUUCACACUUAGCCAGUAUAAAUGGACAGUUGCGCCGGCAAGUCAUACACUUCAUGGACUGGCGCGCCAGUUAGUUCACAUGAUGUCAGUCCAGUUUUCAACUCUACUGGCCGGGUGUGAACCGCACAUAAAUGUUACUGUCAUCUGUUAACUCACAUACUACUAGGUUACAUACUCUUUGGAAGUGACAAGUAACAUACUCUUUGCAACAAUUAUUCAAUUUGUGUUUUUAUUUUUACCCGCAUAAAUAUAAAUAACAAUUUUGUUUGCUUUAUUGUGUUUUUAUGGAAAACUCAUAAAAUGAGCUUAGAAAACAUGAAUUCGUUCUUAAUUGCAUUAGAAGCUGUUAAAGGAUAUUACACGUGUCGUGUUUGUAAGGAAUUUUGCAGGAAACCGGUGACACUGAAGUGCUGUUUUCAUUUAAUUUGCGAGGAACAUAUCGCAGAACUAAUCAAAUGUCCUAAAUGUGAUAAAAUACUAUUAGACCAACCUGUAUUUAAAGUAGAUAAUUUAGAAACAAGCGUAAACUCAACAUUUGAGUUAGAAAAAAUAUUCUCAAAAUACAAAAACCAACCUAAUCCUAAUGAAGCGAGAGACAAAAAUGUAACAAUUAGAGGUACUCGUAAUACUAAAAAACCAGCUACAAACAAUAUAAACCCAGAAUUAAGACAAUCGAUGGAAGAGACAUCGAAAAUUUCACAACAAUCAACCGUUAAUAUAAAAAACCAUAAAGAUAUAGACAAACGUAAUAAAAAUGGCGAAACAGCAUUACACGUAUCCUGUCGCCACGGUAAUAUAAAGAAAAUACAAGAAUUACUCAAUCUAGGUGCUAGUUCAAACACAAAAGAUUAUGCAGGCUGGACACCAUUACAUGAGGCUGUUCAAACAAAUAGACCAGAUAUAGUCAGACUUCUCUUAAAUCAUAACACCCUAAUCAACGUACCAGGACCUGACAACGAGACACCAUUACAUGAAGCAGUCAAAUAUAACCAUAAAGAGAUUGUUAACGAACUAGUUAUAUACGGAGCUGAUGUAAACGCUAAAAAUAGUAAAGGUGAAACACCAGAACAACUAGCUAAUACCGAAAUAAAAAAAAUAAUAGAUGUCGCUAUGAAAAAUGUCAAAAUUAACAUAACUAAUCUAUCUCCGUUUAAAAUGAAGUUAGAUAACGAAGAUAUUAUAGUAUACUGUGUUACAAAAUAUCGUACGGUGCAGAAUAAAUUAAAAAUACUAUCAAAGCAUCAUAAAAUAACAAUAGAAUCGAAAUUCAGUAAAAAAGUGACACAUUUAAUAGUGGAUGCGGAAGAAGGGAUAUGUAUGUCCAGUCUAGAUAUAUUACAAGGUAUAGUCUAUGGUAUUUGGAUACUGUCAUCUGAUUGGAUUAUACAAAGCACAGAUAACAAAUUAGAAGAUUAUGAAAAAUAUGAAAUAAAAAUAGGUACAGCGAAGUAUAAUGGCGCUAAAAUUUCAAGAUACAAUAAAAACAAACAAUUACCACAUCUAUUUAACGGUUGUCAUUUCUAUUUGCACAAUUUUAAUACGAGUUACGAAUUAUCUAAAAAUUUAAUAUUAAACAAGACUACUUUAACAAAACUGAUAACUGAUGCAGGAGGGAAAGUACUAAGGAGGUUACCGAACCCGGAAUCAAUUCCAGAUAAUGAGAAGUUAGUACCAUAUCAUGGGAAAAAAGGCGGGAAACUCGAUCUGUGUUCCCAUUAUAUUAUUUUCAAGGAUGUUUACGAACCGAAGUACAAUAUGAAGCAUUUGAAAGCGUUACCUAUAGCUUGGUUAUUGGAGUGCAUCGAAAAAUAUGAAUUAUGUGAACCAGAAUGAUUUUGAAAUAAAUUAAAUUUUAAUAAUUACACGGUUAUUUUUUUA
Papilio polytes (common Mormon) is the source of this 1941-nucleotide messenger RNA. RefSeq names its product BRCA1-associated RING domain protein 1-like. The transcript has 2 exons. Gene Ontology annotation, molecular function: protein binding. The record is from RefSeq and is a predicted model, not a curated record. The coding region runs from base 364 to 1896 and encodes 510 amino acids. Lineage: Eukaryota; Metazoa; Arthropoda; Insecta; Lepidoptera; Papilionidae.